UUGCAAAAACGAUUACAGAGUAGUUGCGAUGAAUUAAGUGAGAAAAAUAAUGAGUAUAUCAGUGCCCAGAAUCACGCACCAGAAGUAGCGUCCAGGGAGGAGGAAGUGUAUCAGCAGUAUACCCAAAAAGACGAAGGGCUCUUACAGGUUAUGGUUAAAACCACGGAUGCGAUAGAUAAAAUUUGGUGCUUGAUUGAGAAGGCGCAAAGAAAAGAAAAGUUACCCAAAAGUACGCUGCCCACCUUCAAUGGGGAUUCCUUGAGCUGGGAAGCGUUUUGGGAAAGUUUUUCAGCGUCCGUAGACUGUAAAGAUUUGCCUCCCACUCAAAGAUUCUCAUAUUCAAAAGGAUGCUUAAGGAAUGGAGCACUAAGCGUUAUAGAAGAGCUACCUUUAUCCAACGCUAAUCAUAAAGUAGCUAAGAAACUAUUGAGAGCGCGUUUUGGCGAUCGAGACGUUAUGAGACAGUUAAUAUAUAAUCAAUUUGGAAUAUCACCUAGAUGCAGUGGUAAUACAGCUCAACUACGAGAUUUCGCGACAGAAGCAAAAAAGUAUUAAGA
Enterobius vermicularis (human pinworm) is the source of this 557-nucleotide messenger RNA. The record is from the annotation of a GenBank genome assembly. Lineage: Eukaryota; Metazoa; Nematoda; Chromadorea; Rhabditida; Oxyuridae.